Messenger RNA from Parus major (Great Tit), 1914 nucleotides. It is a transcript of the gene KCNAB2, whose product is annotated as potassium voltage-gated channel subfamily A regulatory beta subunit 2. The transcript is spliced from 16 exons. NCBI's taxonomy places the organism in Eukaryota, Metazoa, Chordata, Aves, Passeriformes, Paridae. Gene Ontology annotation, biological process: regulation of action potential; regulation of potassium ion transmembrane transport; potassium ion transport. Gene Ontology annotation, cellular component: membrane; juxtaparanode region of axon; voltage-gated potassium channel complex. The coding region runs from base 460 to 1563 and encodes 367 amino acids. The record is from RefSeq and is a predicted model, not a curated record. Gene Ontology annotation, molecular function: transmembrane transporter binding; potassium channel regulator activity; voltage-gated potassium channel activity.
CGGCUGGUGGCAGCCGCUCGCUCGCCCACGCGCUGCCGGUGCCGGGCUGCGGCGCCGACACGGUUAAGGCACCGGCGGGAUCGGGAGCCGGCUGCAGCCACCGGCGGAGCCAAACUUGCCGAGUCAGGAUGUGAGAGCGGCAGGGAAGGCUCUGCAGCAUCCUUGGGUGCUGUAGCAUCCCGGGGCGCGGAGGGCUCGCCUUCCCCCUCUGCCAGACACCUUUUCCGGGGACUGAGCGGGAAUGGGGUAGGAACCGUCAUCCGCUGCGCUUGCCGCCGGCUGUAGCAGCUGCUCUGCGCCGGCACCGGCGCCGCUUCCCGAGACCCGUAGAGUCCGCAGCCCGGCGGCAGCCGGGUUAGACUCAUUGCCUUGUGUCUCCCGACCGCUCAUCGCCCUCCGUCCGAGCAUCGGAGACAGGGGUGAGGCGGCGAGUGGCUCCGGGGAGCCCAGGCUGGCUCCAUGUAUCCCGAAUCCACCACUGACUCCCCAGCGCGACUCUCGCUGCGGCAGACGGGCUCCCCAGGGAUGAUUUACAGCGCAAGAUACGGGAGCCCCAAGCGCCAGCUCCAGUUCUACAGGAACCUCGGGAAGUCUGGGCUACGUGUGUCCUGCCUGGGUCUGGGAACAUGGGUGACUUUCGGAGGGCAGAUCACAGAUGAGAUGGCGGAGCAGCUGAUGACUUUAGCUUAUGACAACGGCAUUAAUCUCUUCGACACGGCAGAAGUCUAUGCUGCUGGCAAGGCUGAGGUGGUGCUGGGGAACAUCAUCAAGAAGAAAGGGUGGAGACGGUCCAGCCUGGUCAUCACCACCAAAAUCUUCUGGGGAGGAAAGGCCGAGACAGAGAGGGGCCUGUCCCGAAAACACAUCAUAGAAGGUCUGAAGGCAUCAUUGGAGCGGCUGCAGCUGGAGUACGUGGACGUGGUGUUUGCUAACCGGCCCGACCCCAACACGCCGAUGGAAGAGACAGUGCGAGCUAUGACCCAUGUCAUCAACCAGGGGAUGGCCAUGUACUGGGGGACCUCGCGCUGGAGCUCCAUGGAGAUCAUGGAGGCAUACUCGGUGGCCCGGCAGUUCAACCUGAUUCCUCCGAUCUGUGAGCAGGCCGAGUAUCACAUGUUCCAGCGGGAAAAGGUGGAGGUGCAGCUCCCUGAGCUCUUCCACAAGAUAGGUGUUGGAGCCAUGACUUGGUCCCCACUGGCCUGUGGCAUUGUCUCGGGGAAGUACGAUGGGGGCAUCCCCCCCUACUCCCGUGCCUCUCUGAAGGGAUACCAGUGGCUGAAGGACAAGAUUCUGAGUGAAGAGGGCCGGCGGCAGCAGGCAAAGCUGAAGGAGCUGCAGGCCAUCGCUGAGCGCCUGGGCUGCACCCUGCCCCAGCUCGCCAUCGCUUGGUGCCUGCGCAACGAGGGUGUCAGCUCUGUCUUACUGGGGGCCUCCAAUGCCGACCAGCUGAUGGAGAAUAUUGGAGCAAUACAGGUCCUUCCAAAGCUGUCGUCUUCCAUCGUCCACGAGAUCGAUAGCAUCCUGGGCAACAAACCAUACAGCAAGAAGGACUACAGAUCCUAAGCGCGCCCGAGCACGCCGCCCGCCGCGCAGCCCUCGCCGCCCGUUCGCUUGCUUACGCUUUGUUGGAGCAAAGUGGAGAGUGUGGUUUGCACCGCGAGCGCCGAGAGCCAGCGCUCCCGCCCGCGCUGCCCCGGACAUGGCGCCGCGGCCGCCCGGCCCGGCUCUGCGGCGCAGGGACGGCCGGCGGGAGGCGAGCCCCGAGCUGCCCGGCCGGCCUGCCCGCAGCCGGAGCCGCCGCGGGGACCCGUUGCAUGCGUGGCUCCUCUGCCUCCGCGUUGGCGGAGGCGGCGGGCGCGGGGCGCACGCGGGUGCUGUACGCCCACGAGGCCGACAACACGAAGCUGUUCCCCA